Messenger RNA from Dioscorea cayenensis subsp. rotundata (Guinea yam), 5857 nucleotides. RefSeq names its product protein TSS-like. Gene Ontology annotation, biological process: organelle organization. Gene Ontology annotation, cellular component: cytoplasm. Lineage: Eukaryota; Viridiplantae; Streptophyta; Magnoliopsida; Dioscoreales; Dioscoreaceae. The record is from RefSeq and is a predicted model, not a curated record. Gene Ontology annotation, molecular function: protein binding.
GACCCUUAAAUCUCCGCCCUUCCUCCCUUAUCACGCUCUCUCGUUCUCUAUCCACCCCUACCCCCACCAAUCCUCAAUGGCGGUUCCAUCUCCAUCUCCAUCUCUCUCCUCCUCCUCCUCCUCACCAUCAUCCUCUCCUCUUUAACUCUUCACUUUUCCCCCAUCCCAACCUCUCCCCCUUCUUCCUUCUUUCUUUCUGGCCCCAGCUCAGCUCAGCUCAGCUAAGCUUAACUUCUCCAGCCACCACCGCCAAAGCUUGCUUUUGUCUUCAUGGCUCCCAAGUCUGGCCGUGGGAAAUCCAAAGGCGAAAAGAAGAAGAAAGAUGACAAGAUUCUUCCUGUGGCCAUGGACAUCACUAUUUGCUUGCCGGAUGAGUCUCUUGUUGUGCUCAAGGGGAUAUCAACGGACAGGAUCAUUGAUGUGAGGAGACUACUGUGUGUGAACACCGUCACUUGUUGCAUCACGAACUACUCGUUGUCUCAUGAGGUCCGAGGGCCGGGAUUGAAGGACACUGUUGACGUGGCAGCACUCAAGCCUUGCAUUCUUACGUUGGUUGAAGAGGUCUACGACGUAGAACGUGCCGUGGCGCACGUGAGACGCCUGCUCGACAUCGUCGCGUGCACCUCUUGCUUCGGCUCCAAUGCGUCCAAGGAUGCCAAGGAGAUCGCCGGUUCCGGCUCCGGCGCCGCCGCCGGUGUCGGUGUCGGUGCCGGAGGGCUGGCCAGGAGCCGGUCUGAACGGCAGCGUGCGCAGCAGUCUCCACCGUCGUCUCCCAAGGAUGCGUCGGCGGAUGUGGAGGCCGAGAUGAGCGGCUCUUGCCCUAAGCUUGGAUCAUUCUAUGAUUUCUUUUCGCUUUCGCAUCUCACUCCUCCGAUUCAAUUUAUAAAGAGAACUUCUACGAUUCGGCAGGAUGAGCGGCCGUCUGAAGAUCAUCUGUUCUUCCUUGAAGUCAAGCUUUGCAAUGGAAAGCUAUCGCUUGUGGAAGCGUGCACCAGAGGGUUUUACAGUGUGGGGAAGCACCGGGUGCUUUGCCACAACCUUGUUGAUCUGCUGAGGCAGCUCAACAGAGCCUUUGACAAUGCUUAUGAGGAACUCAUGAAGGCAUUUGUGGCCCAUAAUAAGUUUGGAAAUCUUCCCUAUGGAUUUCGGGCAAACACAUGGCUUGUUCCUCCAUUUGCUGCUCAAUUGCCAUCGGUAUUUACCCCCCUUCCUGCAGAGGAUGAAACAUGGGGAGGCAAUGGGGGUGGAUGGGGAAGAGAUGGCAAAAGUGAUAUGUUAGCUUGGGCUAAUGAAUUUUUGCUCCUCACAACAAUGCCUUGCAAAACCACCGAGGAGAGGCAGGAUCGUGACAGAAGAGCAUUCCUGCUUCAUAGUCUCUUUGUGGAUGUUGCAAUCUUCAGAGCUGUUGCAGCUGUACGGCAUGUCAUGGAGAGGAACUUAAUCACACCUUUAAUUGAGAAGGAUGGAAUUUUGUAUGUAGAGACAGUAGGAGAUUUUAACAUUACUGUCUUUAGGGAUGUUUCGGAUGCAAGCUGUAAGGUGGAUACCAAGAUUGAUGGGACUAAGAUCACUGAAAUUGAAUGCAAACAACUUGCAGAAAAAAAUAUACUUAAGGGAGUUACUGCAGAUGAAAAUACUGCAGCCCAUGAUUUUGCCACUUUAGGUGUUGUCAACAUUAGAUACUGUGGUUAUAUUGCAGUCGUGAAAGUUGAGUAUAAUGAAAAAUUCAAGGUGGAUGAUGCUAUGCAAAGUGUUGACAUUAAUGAUCAUCCAGAAGGGGGUGCUAAUGCAUUAAAUAUUAACAGUUUGAGGAUGCUUCUUCACAAAAGUCCAGUGUUAGAGCAAAAACGAACUUCUAAUCAUUCAGAGGGUAUAAAGCAAGAGGAAACUGCUUCGGCUCAAGUUUUAGUUGAGAAUGUGGUGAAGGCAAGUCUUGCAAAGCUUGAGGAAGAGGAAAUUGAUCAUGAUAUAUUUGUGCGAUGGGAACUUGGAGCCUGCUGGAUUCAACAUUUGCAAGAUCAGAAGAAUGCAGAGAAAGAUAAGAAACAAGCCGGAGGGAAGGAUAAGAAGCAAACUAAUGAGAUGGUUAGAACUGAAACAAAGGUUGAAGGUCUUGGAAAGCCUCUUAAAUUCCUCAGGGACCCCAAAAAGAAAUCUGAUGUCAACGAUGAGAAUACCUUAUUGGUUGAUGGAAAAUCACCUGAAGGCAUAAUUGGCUUGGAAACUCAACGGACCAUCUCAUCUAGUCGAGAAUCUUUAGGAGAGACUAAAUCAUCUGAAAAGGAAUUGCUUAAAGAUUUGUUAUCUGAUGUGGCGUUUGCACGAUUGAAAGAGUCAGAAACAGGACUCCAUCAGAAGUCUCUGCAGGAAUUAACUGAGAUGGCUCUAAAAUAUUAUGAUGAAGUUGCCCUUCCAAAGCUGGUUGCAGAUUUUGGUUCAUUGGAACUUUCACCUGUUGAUGGUCGGACCCUAACUGAUUUCAUGCAUACUAGAGGCUUACGGAUGCGUUCUUUAGGGCAAGUUGUUAAACUGUCAGAGAAGUUGUCCCAUGUACAGUCUCUCUGUAUUCAUGAGAUGAUUGUAAGAGCUUUCAAGCACAUAGUACGAGCUGUUAUUGUUGCUGCUUCUGAUGCUGGGAACUUGGCUAUUUCUGUAGCUGCAACACUGAACUUGCUUCUUGGGAAAUGUGAUACUGGAACUUCAAAUUUUGCUGGUGUGCAUGACCUCGUGUGGAAAUGGCUGGAGACUUUCUUGAAAAAGCGAUACAAGUGGGAACUCUCAAAGACAAGUUACUGUGAUGUGAGAAAAUAUGCCAUUCUAAGGGGCCUGUGCCAUAAGGUGGGUAUUGAGUUGGCACCAAGGGACUUUGAUAUGGAUUCUGCAUUUCCUUUCCACAAAUUUGAUAUUGUUAGCCUGGUACCUGUGCAUAAGCAAGUUGCAUGCUCUUCUGCUGAUGGGCGACAACUUUUAGAAUCCUCAAAAACUGCUCUAGAUAAGGGUAAACUUGAAGAUGCGGUUAACUAUGGAACAAAGGCUCUUGCAAAGCUGAUAGCAGUGUGUGGUCCUUACCAUCGUAUGACCGCUGGAGCCUACAGCCUGCUAGCUGUUGUCCUCUACCAUACCGGAGACUUCAAUCAGGCCACAAUUUAUCAACAAAAGGCAUUAGAUAUUAAUGAGAGGGAGCUUGGAUUGGAUCAUCCAGAUACAAUGAAGAGUUAUGGGGACCUUGCUGUAUUCUAUUACAGGCUUCAGCAUACAGAAUUGGCUCUCAAGUAUGUGAAGCGUGCGUUAUAUCUUCUACAUCUUACUUGUGGCCCAUCUCAUCCAAACACAGCUGCCACAUACAUAAAUGUUGCUAUGAUGGAGGAAGGCCUUGGGAAUGUGCAUGUGGCACUUAGAUAUCUUCAUAAAGCGUUGAAAUGCAACCAGCGAUUACUUGGCACAGAUCAUAUACAGACAGCAGCCAGUUACCAUGCUAUAGCCAUUGCGCUCUCCUUAAUGGAAGCGUAUGCUCUAAGUGUUCAGCAUGAACAAACUACUUUGCAAAUUCUUCGUGCCAAACUUGGUCCUGAUGAUUUACGUACUCAGGAUGCUGCUGCUUGGCUAGAGUAUUUUGAGUCUAAGGCUUUUGAGCAGCAAGAAGCAGCUCGCAAUGGAACCCGUAAGCCUGAUGCAUCUAUUGCCAGCAAAGGGCACCUGAGUGUUUCAGACCUCCUUGAUUACAUUAAUCCUGAUGAAGAUCUAAGGGGAAGAGAUAUUGAAUCAGCUAAGAGAAAAAAUCUCAGUUUGAAGUUGAAAGGGCGAUCCUCACAAAGCUUGAAGGUGACAAGUUCUGAUCUAUCUUCUAAAGAUUCAAAUGCACCAACUUCUGAUGAUGAGAAGCAAGUUAAAGAAACCAUAUAUAGCCAAAUUGAUAUGCCUAGUAGCAAUCCACUUGUUGAGCCUAAAGAAGAAGACACUCUAAUCAAGGAACAUAUUGAAGUUUCCAGACAGUCAGAAAGAGUGGUUGAUAAGCAGCAAUCUGUUAUUAAAGAAGAUUUAGCAGAUAUAAACACUGAGGUAGAAGAUGGCUGGCAACCUGUUCAAAGACCAAGGUCAGCUGGCCUUGCUGGACGGCGAUUCAAGCAACGACGUUCAAGUUUUGGAAAGGUCUACAGCUAUCAGAAGAAUGAUAUUAAUGAUGAAGUAGUUCAUUCAAAACAGAAGUUUACUGUUUCAAAUAGCUGUUACUACUUGUUAAAGAAACGAACUAUACUUCCCGGAGGCUACACGGAUAAUCACCAGAUGAAAGUUCAGUCACCUGGUACCAAAUUUGGAAGGAAAAUAUACAAAGCUGUAACAUACAGGGUGAAGACAGUACCUUCGUCUGUUAGUAGUGAGGCAAUGGAUAAUCCCAAACAUGGUAGCGAGCCAGUAAGCCUUCAGCCAGAUUUUCAGACAAGUUUUACCCCAGAUGACACCGCCAUAAAUAAUCAAAGAGGUGUAGCCAGUGAAGUAAUUGAAUCACAUAGCAAUUUGAUUGUUAGUCUUGGCAAAUCUCCAUCAUACAAAGAUGUUGCAUUGGCACCUCCUGGAACUAUUACUAAGAUCCAGAUCAGGAAACCAAAGGAGGAUCUUUCAUUACAUAAGCAAUUUGUGUCUGUGAAAAGUGAAAUUGAACUGAAGGAGACAGCUGCGGUUGAUGAUCAUGUGGAUCCUAGUGUUCUCAAACCUGUUGAUAGAUUGAAACAAGAAGAAGAGAAUUUGGUUGAGGUUGCUGAAGGCAAUAUCUGUCUCUCAGCUAAGGAGAUUGAGGUUGGUGAUGAGAAGGAAGGAAUCUUAGGAACAGUUGAAGAAGAAAAUUCGUCAACAUUGAUGAGCCCGGACAAAGAAAAUGAGUUCUGUGAGAAAAAGACAGACAACUAUUGUUUGGCAAAUGAUGCUGUUGACAACAAGGUGCAACAACCACUAGAUAGAGAUAGUCAUGGAGAUAAUAAACCUAGUUUGCCUGAUGCAAACAGUGGCUUGCAGAAUGUAGAGUGCAGAGUCUCCAAUGUAUCGAAAGAACAUUCUGAGGAUACUUUGCCAAGAAGCAUUGAGCUUGAGCCUAAUCUAACGUCUACCAUAAAUGAAGAUCUUGAAAAGGUUGAAACUACUGAAGUCACCACCUGUGAUACUACGAAAGCAACACUAUCAUUGAACAACAAUGAUUUGCGAGACAUCCCAAACAAGAAGUUGUCUGCCUCUGCUGCACCAUUUAAUCCUUCUCCAGCUGUGGUGCUUGGUCCUGUGGCUGUAAGUGUUGGUCUUCCCCCAAGUGGAGCAAUCCCUACUGUCACACCAUGGCCUUUGAAUGUCAGUCUCCAACCAGGACCUGCAUCUCCCUUGCCAACCGCUCCUAUCUGCACAUCUCCACACCUCCCUUAUCCAUCAUCUCCACGGCCUCCUAACAUAUUCCAUCCUUUACCCUUCAUGUAUCCACCAUUUACCCAGUCACAAGCAAUACCGAGCAGCACAUUUGCUAUGAACAAUUCUAUGUUCCAUCCCAACCAUUUUGCUUGGCAAUGCAAUAUGAAUCAAAAUGCAUCUGAGUAUAUGCAAGGAACAAUAUGGCCAGGCUGUCAUCCAGUGGAGUUCUCUGUUCUUCCACCUGUCAUCAAUCCAAUUUCUGAAUCCAUGAUGGAGGCAACUCUUCAGUCCAGCAAUUCAAAUGGUGUGAAUCUAACUCUCCUCCGGAGCCUACAGUUGGUGAAGUAAAGAAAGAAAUUUUAUCUGAAGAAGGUUUUGCGGUGUCAGAGAUCACUGAUAGGAAAACUACAGUGACUGAGAAUCACACAGCAGAUGCACAAAAACUUGGAGAAUCUUGUGGUUUUGAAGC